AUGCGGCUGACAGCGGACUUAAUUCUGCACGCGCACGUGUCCAUUAACCCGCUCCGUGAACGCGAGCUGAACCUUCGAGGUUACAAGGCGCCUGCAAUUGAGAAUUUGGGAGUCACGCAGGAUGGAUUUGAUUGUAUCGAUCUUUCCGACAAUGAAAUCAAAAAGCUGGAGAACUUUCCAAGAUUACGUCGCUUGCGAAUGCUGCUGUUACAUAACAAUCAUGUCUCCAAGAUCCAGGAAAAAUUGGCGGACGCCAUAACUAAUCUCGAGUUCCUAAUGCUCACAGGUAAUCGCAUCACGCAAUUUUCGGAGGUGGAUAACCUCACUUGCUUUUCCAAAUUGGACACAUUGUCGUUGAGCGGGAAUCCUGUGACUAAGCGUAAAUAUUAUCGUGAAUACGUCAUUUACAAGCUGCCGCAGCUACAUGUCCUCGACUUCCAACGCAUCCGCCCUCGAGAUCGCGAGGCUGCCAACGCUUUUUUCAACUCAAUCGUUGGACAAAGGGUUAUGAAAGAAGCCAAUGGUGAUCACAUUGCCGAGUCAACACAGGCAAUGAAACAGGUUUCAAUCGUACAGCAAAUGGAAAACUCUGCAAAAAAAGCAGUUUCGUUACCGCCGCCACCGCAUCCAUUGCGAACUCCUGUACCUCCGAAACAGGAGUCUCUAGUUGUUACUGAUUCGCCGAACAAGGUUCCAGAGCUAGCGUCAAUGAAGAGUACACCGAAACCAGUACAAGAAACUCCUUCAGCUGACGUCGAAAUGAGAGAUGCAAGUGAGGAUGAGCCUGUAGUAUCAUACACACCGCCAAAACCAAUUGAACAGAUGACUGUGGCUAUUUUGCGCGAAGAGCUGAAAAAGCUGGGAUUGUCGAUUAAGGGCCUGAAGGCGGAAUUGGUUAAGCGUUUAAAGAAAGCUGCUGGACAAGAAUGA
Plasmopara halstedii is the source of this 930-nucleotide messenger RNA. Its product is annotated as u2 small nuclear ribonucleoprotein a. Lineage: Eukaryota; Oomycota; Peronosporomycetes; Peronosporales; Peronosporaceae. Gene Ontology annotation, molecular function: protein binding; U2 snRNA binding. The record is from RefSeq and is a predicted model, not a curated record. The transcript has 3 exons. The coding region runs from base 1 to 930 and encodes 309 amino acids. Gene Ontology annotation, biological process: mRNA splicing, via spliceosome.